Molecule: messenger RNA, 1787 nt
Organism: Aspergillus ibericus CBS 121593
Lineage: Eukaryota; Fungi; Ascomycota; Eurotiomycetes; Eurotiales; Aspergillaceae
Exons: 2
Coding region: 383-1516 (377 amino acids)
Source: RefSeq, a predicted model, not a curated record
UCGAUAGUUAACUAAGAUAGGGCUGCUGAGUCAGCGAGUUGCCGGGGCCACGCGGGCGCCCAAACAAACCGGCGUCAUCCCCAGCCUCUCCAUUUACUCCAACCACCGCAUUUUCGCUGGGUGCUCGCCCAUUCUGCUCGUUGAGUGUCUUCACUUGCCCUUCUCCAUCUAUUGGAGCUGGUUCACCAUCUCCAUUGCAUGGACUAACUAGUCACCCCAGCAUUGCACCCCAGAUCCACAUUCCAACCAUCCCGACUAGUAUCCGAAUCGAUCGCAAUCGAACUACUAUCGAGAUAAGCCCAUCCGAUACUCCGUCCUGACAGCUACCUCAAGAGUCCCGUCUCGAGCGUCCAGCUCUUGACGCCUCUCCAACCCAAUCACCAUGCCCCCCGUCCACCCCGACAACAUUCUCCCCAACACCCUAACAACCACCACCACCGCCCCCCUCAAAAAUGCCUACCACCACCUCAUCUCCCGAUCAAGCCAAACCUACGCCGCCGGCUCCGGCACCGUCGCCCCCACCAGCAUCAACAUGAAAGGUCUGAUGGCCCUGUUCGCCAUCAUCGGCGCGGCCUUCGUCCUCGCCGCCAUCUGGUUCUUCUUCUGGGCCAAAAACGGCGGUUUCAUCUGGCGCAAAGGCGAUUGGGAAGAAUACAAAUCCACCGUUCUCCGCCGCAAAGGUCCCGACGGCCGCACCCUCAGUAACGCAACCAAAAGCACCAAACUCGGCGGCGGAAGCGUCUACCAUAAAGGCUACACCGACGACGGUUACACCUACGCUGAUACCGCCACAAAUCUCACCGAGAAAACAGGCAUGACGGGCGCCACGGCCGAUCCGGAACGGAAACGUCGUCGCAAGUUACGCGAGAAGUUCCGUCGUCGGCGCAAGAACGAUGAAAUGACAGUCAAUUGGGAGAAUGAAGUCGACGAGGACGUGGCCGCGUACCGCAAGGAGAAAGCCGCGCGUGUCGGGGGCAUUAAUCGCGAAGGCGAAGGAACUUACUACGGAAGCGACUAUGACCUCUCCAAUCCAGCUAGCCACUACAACCAAAGCGAAAUCACAGGCAGUCAGGUCCGCGACUACGCCUACGACCCUGCCCCUCCUACAAAAUCCCCAUCCCGCAAACAAAGUAAACGCCGCGACUUCUCCUUCGUCCCUGGCAGCGAAGAAGUCCUCAGCCAAGCGCCCACCCACGAUCACCGAACCCGCGAAUCCUCAACCAGGCGCCACAAUCGCCGUCGCGAACGGAGACGAAACCCCCCGCCGACGGAAUCGUCAGGAUCCCGAACGAGCAGUCCCCGCAAGCGCGAGAGACCGGUCGUCAAGGGCCAUUACACGGAAGCAUUGGAUUUCUCGUCUUCGGCGCCGUCGAGAUCGGAAUAUCAGUAUUCGAAUGUUGAUACUGAGGAGUCUGGCACGAAGAGUUAUCAUCAUCCGAUUCCGGGGUUGAGUAAGGGGUAUCGGAGGGAGGGAGGGCGAGGGCGUCGGAGGGAUAGUUUGAGUGAGAGUGAUUAGAUCAAGGAAUUAGCUUGACAUGGGAUUUAGGAUUGUGAUAUGCGCGGCCAUUGUACAUAAUGAUUUUGGGUCUUUUUUUAUGUCUCUACGUUGAACGACACAUGAUAUGAUAUGCGACGAUGGGAAUGGGUUGAUCAUGUCGGGAUGGAUACCUUAGAUUGAACGAUAGCGCUGGUUUUAUUACAUUGCUGUUUCGUUUCUCUGUUGUUAUAUCAUGGCUGUCGAAACGAUAUUAUGAACUACAUUGUCUAUGAUUAACAGAUUGUCUGCC